This is a messenger RNA of Telopea speciosissima, 309 nucleotides long. RefSeq names its product gibberellin-regulated protein 12-like. The record is from RefSeq and is a predicted model, not a curated record. NCBI's taxonomy places the organism in Eukaryota, Viridiplantae, Streptophyta, Magnoliopsida, Proteales, Proteaceae. The transcript has 3 exons. Bases 9 to 290 code for a protein of 93 amino acids.
CUGCAAACAUGCCUCGUUUCUCAUGUCUUCCUUCUGCCUUUCUCCUCAUCCUUCUUGCCAUGUCCUUCCUCAUGGCAGUUGCAAAUGCGGCCAGUGUUAGCUUACAAGAUUGUCCCAAGGCAUGCGAUUAUCGAUGCUCAGCGACCCAAUACAAGAAGCCUUGCUUGUUCUUCUGCAACAUGUGCUGCCAGAAAUGCUUGUGUGUCCCCUCAGGCACAUAUGGUCACAAGGAGGAAUGCCCAUGCUACAACAACUGGAAGACUAAGGAAGGCACACCCAAGUGCCCUUGAUGCAUGCCCCCUUGAAAUG